GCUAGCAUGGAAGAGGUUAGACUGUACUACCUAGGUACUGCCAGCCCCUGCUCGACCCCCUGCAAUCGUCUGCCCAGAGUCUGGCUCUGCAAUGAGAUCCCCAGAUGACCCCCUGAAGCGCCCCUCUAAUCAGGUACCCGCCGACCAAGGCACAUUUAAUUGUCGAUAGCAAAAACGCCCAGAGCUCGAUUGCAUAAAAUGUUGCUCGCGUCCCCUUUUAUCUUCGAGUCGAGCACCGCCAGCAACCAUCUCUCUCUCUCCCUCUCCCCUUGAUCAACGAUAUCCUUAUACCCUCUUGCCAAUUGGCCAUUCAAACUGUCAUCGAGCCUUUCAUUACGUCCUAAAGCCCCUAUUUGCGACCGCCGUUAUUCCAACACCAUGGCCUCCAAAGCCCGUCUCGAGAAGCAGGACAGAGCCCGUGAUGCUGCCUUUAACACGGCCAUGCACGGCGACUCUGCCGCUGCUGCUGGCGGUGUGCGCGCCAUGUUCGCCAAGGGCCGCGAAGCCAAGCAAGCUGCCGUUGACGAGUACUUCAAGCACUGGGACAAUAAGGCCGCUGAGACUGAGACGGAAGAGACUCGUGCUGCCCGCAAUGCCGAGUACGCUACGUUGACGAGACAAUACUACAACCUCGCUACUGACCUGUACGAGUAUGGCUGGGGCCAAAGCUUCCACUUCUGCAGGUAUUCGAUCGGAGAGAACUUCUACCAAGCCAUUGCCCGACACGAGCACUACCUAGCACACCAGAUUGGCAUUAAAGAGGGCAUGAAGGUGCUUGAUGUCGGCUGCGGUGUCGGCGGCCCAGCCCGCGAGAUUGCCAAAUUCACUGGUGCUCACAUCACCGGACUCAACAACAACGACUACCAGAUCCAGCGUGCCACCCACUACGCUAAGAAGGAGGGCUUGUCCCACCAGCUGGCCUUCGUCAAGGGAGACUUCAUGCAAAUGGACUUCCCUGAUAAUAGCUUCGACGCCGUCUAUGCGAUCGAGGCCACCGUGCAUGCCCCCAAGUUAGCAGGUGUAUAUAGUGAAAUCUUCCGUGUACUCAAGCCCGGCGGUGUAUUCGGUGUGUAUGAGUGGUUGAUGACGGACGACUACGAUAACGACAACAUCGAGCACCGCAAGAUUCGCCUCGGUAUUGAGCAGGGUGAUGGUAUCGCGAACAUGGUCAAGAUCUCGGAGGGGAUAGAGGCGAUGAAAAUUGCCGGUUUUGACCUCCUCCACCAUGAAGAUCUUGCUGACCGGCCCGACCCCAUUCCCUGGUACUGGCCUCUUGCCGGCCGAUGGAAGUACAUGCAGUCCAUGUUCGACGCAUUCACAAUCGCGCGAAUGACGUGGUGGGGUCGUUUCCUCGCGCACAACUUCGCCGGUCUUUUGGAGACGGCUAAGCUUGCGCCAACCGGUACCAAGAAGACGGCCGAAAGUCUCGGCGAGGCGGCCGAUUGCCUGGUUGCGGGUGCCGAGAAGCACCUCUUCACACCCAUGUACCUGAUGGUCGGGAAGAAGCCAGAGCAAUGAGACAAGUAGUGAUGACGAUAAUGACCGGACAAGAAAAAAAGGGGGGCUAGCAUAUUAGACAUGUUCGCCGGCGCGAUUGGGCAUAGCGACCGGCUUCGAUAUACGUAAUAAUACCUAAUGGUCAGGGAAGAGCAAGAGAGAGAGCAACGGACGAGACGAGACGCAAGGCGAGGUGCAGCGCCCGUCAAGAUAGACAGAAGGAUAGAGAGAGUGAAGACCUGGGCUUGCGGGGCUACGUUAUACCUUGGACCGUUGCUACGUCGACAUGCCGGUAGAUGCCUACUGUUCAAUACCUAGAAGUAGAAUUUGAGCGCUGUAUAUAAUAGAAGCUGCAAUUCGGGCCGAUAACAGGCAGAGCACAAUCCAUAUGGGAAGUAAUCUGAGUGAAAGGUCCGUAUCAGAAAUGGAAGGCGGUAUGGUAUGUAUAUAUGACGUUCCAUCCUUCGGUUAUGGUGUUGAUUGGAUUGUAAUCGACUUCUAGAUUACUUCAGUACAUAGAUAAUAUCACAAAAGUCACAUGAUGGG
Molecule: messenger RNA, 2043 nt
Organism: Xylaria bambusicola
Lineage: Eukaryota; Fungi; Ascomycota; Sordariomycetes; Xylariales; Xylariaceae
Product: sterol 24-C-methyltransferase
Exons: 4
Coding region: 379-1518 (379 amino acids)
Biological process (GO): ergosterol biosynthetic process
Cellular component (GO): endoplasmic reticulum
Molecular function (GO): sterol 24-C-methyltransferase activity
Source: RefSeq, a predicted model, not a curated record